AAAUAAGGACGUACGUAACGUACUUUACCCAGCGGCUGAUCUCUGUGACGCUGUUGCGGCGAAGCUCCAGAGCUCGAGCUCGUAACGGCGGCGAGAGAAGUCAUCGCUUCUCCUGCUGCUAUUUAGCACACUGCGUAGGGUUACAGCAGGUUGAGCCUGGGACCAGCUGUCCUCCAAGAUGAACCCUUAUGAGUGAAAGUAACCUAUUCAAUAAAAGCCAUGCCUGAAGAUUAGAGCCACCUUCUGCUUACAGCAAUACAACCAUACAGAGGAUUCUACAUGACUCUUCAUGUAGACCUUCCUGUGUUUGUCCUGCUGGAUUGAGUCCUUCCUCUCCUACUAUAAUAUCAGCUCUCUCCCAUUCAUACCGCUCCCUCUUGCACUUUCAUGUCCACCUGGAAACAUGUAUCUUCUUUUGAGAAUGGCUCCAACCUAGUCUCAUGCAUCCAAUGAGUGGAGAGUCAGACGGCCCUGCCCCUGAAAGAGUCUCGCGGGCCUUCCCUUUGUCAGGCCCUGUGUCUUCCUCAGAGAUGUCCUCACUGCAGUCACUAGGGCCAGUGCAGAGCUGGCUGGGUCAGGAGCUGGAGAAAUGUGGCAUAGAUGCAAUGAUCUACACCCGUUAUGUCCUUAGCCUGCUUCUGCAUGACAGUUAUGACUAUGAUCUGCAGGACCAGGAAAAUGACAUCUUUCUGGGCUGGGAGAAGGGAACAGGGAAGAAAUGGGGGAAGAGCAAGAGGAAGGGAGGGACUGACCUUACUCUUGAAGAGAUGAAGAAACAAGCUGCUGUGGAAUGUUUGCGUUCAGCAUCUGAUGAAAAUUCUGGAAUUGAAAGCUUGGUUGAGGAGCUGUGCUCUAAACUCAAGGAUAUUCAAAACAAACAGAAAGAAAAGGUAAAGCAAGGAAAUAAAAAAUCUGAUAUAUCUCCGUCUCCUGAACCAGAUGAUUCAUUUUCUUCUAAGGACCAGGUUGAGAUGUACUAUGAAGCUUUUCCACCUCUCUCAGAAAAAUCAGUUUGUCUCCAAGAAAUGAUGACUGUGUGGAACAAAGCUAAAGCCUGCAACUAUUCCAGUUCAUCAUCAUCUGCUGUCCCUCAAACAAGCACAGACACAUCCUCUCCAAAAGAUUGCAACAGCGAAAGUGAAGCUUUUAAAGACCGAAAAGUUGAUGUACCCAGUUCCAACACCACAAUCAGUGAGAGGGCUCAGCAGCGACGCACUAAGAGGGAGAAGGAAAACCGAUUCCAUGGAAGCGCAACAGGAGUGUGUGAUCAGGUUGCUCCUCAUAGUAAGAGACAGGCGAGACACCGGUCUGAAGGGAGGUUUCGUCCCAGAUCGUGGUCCUCUGGCUCUAGUGAGGCUGGCUCUAGCUCCAGCGGUAACCAGGGUGACCAGACCCUUAGUUGCAAAGCAGUGCGUAUAAAACACAAGUCUAGAGAGGUCAGCAGCAGAAAGAAAAGAGGCCGCAGUGGUGGCGGACAGGUCAAACUGGCCCUAAAAGUCAUCGACAAAGAAGAGUGGAAAAAUGCACGUGGCAACAUCAGUACCACUGGAGGCCCACCUAAGCAACAGCAGCACUACAUCAAAAAAGGCAAAAGACCUCUGAGGGAGAUCCGCAAAGAUGCUAAUCUGGCUGAGGCACAGGAGUCAGGAGGAGAGGCCAAUAAAAAGGAAUAUGUGGAAGAGCCACUUUGGUAUACAGAGCCCAUCUCGGAGUACUUUGUCCCUCUCAGUAGAAGUAAAUUGGAGACAAAGUAUCGGAGUAAAGAAGACUCUUCCAGUGACGUGGCCAUGUCCAUUGAUGUUGACUGUCUGUCAGAGAGAAUUCAAGGGAUCUGCAUUGCUAAUUCUUGUUUUCAAAGGGCAUACCUUGCAGCAGGCACUUUUGUGGAUGGUCACUUCAUUGAAGUCCCUGAUGAAGGUGAUGAAGAGGCUCCUGAACUAAAUGGGAUUCCAAGCUGCCCUCCUCCUGAAGAUGGUCAAAAUUUAGAUGACGAGCAUCUGUCUGAAUUCACUCACUUCUAUGAAGUUGAUUUUUACCAAUCCAUAUUGGAUCCUAGUGCCUCAGAUGCGGUACAAGAAAGCCGAAUCCUGAACAUGAUUCGACAGAAAAGCAUUGAGCGAAAACACUUUGAAGCAGGAUGUGUAGAUUUAGAUGGCCUUGAGCUGCAAGGGGAAAGUGCAAUAAGGAUUGAUUCUCUGGGAGCCUCAGAAGCAGAUGUUUCUAUCACACAAGAUAUGGAAAAUAUUGCCCAGGUCUGGGAGUGCUGUUCUUCAUCUAGCUUGGAAGAUUUGGAAGGAGAAAGCUGUCUGGGUGACUCUCCAGUCAGGCUCUCCCCAGUGUUGGACAGUGUUCCUUUUAGCUUUAGUAAACUGUCUGGAGCUUUUGUAGGGCAUCAUCUCCAAGAAGCCAGCAGUAGCAUCUCUGCCCUGAACUCCUGUUUUCCGCUUUUUGAGUUGCAGUACGAUAGCCCUACCUUUUCUUUUCCCUGCGACUCUCUUGCGGAGGGUCAGGACAAUGUAGAUUCAAGUAGCUGUUUAGAUCCACAAGGAAACAAACAAUCCCGUUUGCUAAUUUGGACCAAAAACAGUGCCUUUGAAGAAACUGAACACUGCUCUAACUUAUCAACAAGGACCUGCAGUCCCUGGUCCCACUCAGAGGAGACCCGGUCAGAUAGUGAACAGAUCAAUGCUCCAGCGGAUGAAUCUGCUCAGUUUGGGAGUGAAGAGGUCAGUUGUGUCUCCCUUAUCCCACCGUUAUGCCUAGAAGAAGAACUUUUAGAUUUCUUUCAAGAGAACUCCAGUCACCAGCAGGAAGAAACAAGUGUAGGCACAGAGCCCAACCAGCCCUUCAAUAAGAAAUCAAAAUUGGAGUCUGUUUGUGGCAUAGCAUUAGAGCAGGAUGAGAGUAAACUCUAUAAUGCUGUUGUGUUUUCAGAUGUCCCAAAUCAACAAAGUGAUGAAUACACCUCAGGGAUAGUUAAAGACAUUUGGAUGGCUAUUGGAGACAGAGACUGUGUCUUAACACUUGGGGUAAAGAAUACAAGGGAACACUUGUUUUCUGAUUCUACCAGCUACCAUUGCAGCUGUCUUGAAAAGGAUGUAAAAGGUGAAAUUAUUCAAAAGAAAGCUGUGCAGUGUUCGGAGUAUCAUCUUUGGGAUGGGCAGAAAGGAGAUGAGGGACUUCCUAAAACCAAGCUCUCUAAAAUGAAUGAUGGGGAUUACACGACACCGGCCAAGCCCUGGAAUUGUAAUUCACAGGACAGCACCUCCUUUAUCCUCGGUGGGGUUUAUGGAGAACUGAAGACUCUAAGUGGUGACAGAGAAUGGGCUAUGAUUCCACCUGGUGAUGCUUGUGGCAGUUUGUUGCAGUGUGCAGCAGCCACAUCUUCUGACAUGGUAACCAUAGCAGGAGCAGAUGUGUUUAUGAACACAAGCAGUUGCUUUGCUCCUGGCCACAAGCCAUUGUGGAGGCCUCUUGUGUCCCUUGGUCAAAAUGAGAAGGCUACCAAGAAACCUGGGGAUGGUUUGAAUAAGGGAUUUUCUGUUGUCUUCCAUGAAGAUUUACUGGGAUCGUGCGGAGGCUUUCGUGGAGAAGAGUCAGGAUUGGAUUACGCAUUUUCAUCCUUUGAUAUGAACAACCCUUUUUCACAGGUCCUGCAUGUAGAGUGCUCCUUUGAGCCAGAGGAUAUGGCCUCGUUCAGCUCGGGAUUCAAGCCAAAAUCCAUAUUAUGCUCUGACAAUGAGCCCUUUUGCCCUUGGUUAUAUGGCAUCAACCGGACUCAGUAUCGGGCCAUUCGAAUUUCCCCAAGGACUCAUUUCCGGCCAAUAUCAGCCUCUGAACUUUCUCCAGGUGGGUGCAGUGAGUCAGAUGUAGAGUCUGAGAAAGAGGAAGCGAAUCUUCCAGUUGGUCAAGCAGACCUCUUUGAUGACCCACAGGCUGACCUCAAGCCUCUUGAGGAGGACGCAGAGUGCGAGGGCCCUUAUUAUGGAAAAUCUGAGUUGGAGUCUGGGAAGUUCCUACCAAGAUUAAAGAAGUCUGGCAUGGAGAAGAGUGCCCAGACUUCACUCGAUUCACAGGAGGGUGGGAGCACCCUUCUGCCGAUUACUGAACAAGAGGUUUGCGUACAUUGUGAGACUGCAGCGGUUUCGGUGCCAUGCUCUAAUGUUCAGUCCUCUGUUUUUCAACAAGAGGGAUCUAGCAGAGAGGCAGAGUUGUGCAAAUGUGCUGCAACUGAUCAGAUUCCAAAAAGUGGGAAGUCGUUUGAUGUUGCUCAAGAUAUGCAUGAGUUACCUCUGUUGAAUUUUGGAGAACAGUGCUCAACUAAUAUGCAGCAAGAAGAGUGCUGGUGGCAAAGUACUCUAUGUUCUCCUUUAUUUCCAGGUUCUCAGUGCGGAGGAAGCAGUAAUGUAUGAUUCUUCUGCUGAGCGUGGAGUUGUACCAAUGCUGAUUUCCUCUCAUCACUUUCAACCAAAAUGCAGGGGAAGGAUAGGAGGACCCUUACAAGAACAGUGAGCCCAUGGCCCGCAGUGGGCUCUUUCUUAACCACGCUCUCCUAAGCCCUGUUAUUCCUCAGCCAUUUCAUCUAAAACGGCGUAUCAUCAAGAUGGAAACAUAACGAGAGGAAAACAUGGCAGUAGGUUGAACGUACAGUUAGAUGAUUCUGGUCAACAGCAUUUAUUGUAGACUUGUUUUCAGUCUGUUAAUUCCAAGGUUGAUCAAUUUUGAAAAGAAUAAAAAAAAGGCAUAGUUAAGUUUUAAGAAUGUUCUUUAAUUUACCCCUUAUAGAUUUUAGCAUCACUUUUAUGUUUUGAUCUAGGAUACACUAUAACUGUGGUCCUACUGAUUGUGCAUGUGCUUGUGAACCUAGCCUCAGUCCUUCUAAUAGUCAAAGUUUAUGUGACCGAACUAUGAAUACUCAGAAGUCCGGUUGAAAGCACUACGAAUGCGACAUCCCCUUCCCCAGUCAGAUGGUUUAGCAUUUUGUCGUAUUUUUAUUUUAUUUUAUUUGAAUUGUAGAGGAUAGUUGUGUGAGGUUUGGUGUGUUGAAAGAAAAAGUGCUUUUGCCACCCCACCCCCCACUUUUGUUCUGUUACAUCAAUUAUUUGUUGAUGUUCCACUUUAGUUUGAUACUGCUCCAAAAACAUCUUAAAGAAAUAAAGCAGGGUAAUAUGUUAAAGGUGUAGUAAUACAAUAAGCAAAAAAACUAAAAACACUGAUUAAAACAGAAGUCUAAGUAAAGAAAUCUAUCCUUGUCCUUGAAAUUGAAAGUUGAUUUCUUUGCUUAAGUUUCCCAUUUAAUUCAGUCAUUGUGAUAAAUGUUUGCUAGGUUAUUUUGUCCCCUUUAGUUAAAAAAAUAUUUGUCAGAUGGCUUGUUAUCUUUCAUAAAAGUUAUUUUUUGGAGAAAGGUGUGGUGUCAAAGGACAGUUUACAUUUUCCUGAAUACAAGUAUAGUAAGAUAUCUGAAAAAAACAAAAAAAAACAUGUAAAAUAUAAAUGCUGAAGAUAAAGUCUACAAGGAAAAUAAAAAUUAAAAAGGAGGGGGAGGGGGCAUAGGUCACUGAAUAUUUUGACUAUACAAUUUAAUUUUAGUUGUUUCGAAGUCUUCAAAAUCUAUUACACCUUACAGUUGAUCAUAUAAAUGAUCAGUUGCAACAUAAUUUUAUGUAUUGGUUCUUUAAGUUUAGUUUUGUGAAUUUCAGUGAAAUUUCUUCCCCUUCUUAACCUAACUAAAUUGUGACUUCUGAUUAUCCAUAAAAUGACUUGAUUUGUUUUUUGUUUUACAUGAAAAGAAUUGAGUGUUUCCAGUAAUGGCAGUCAAUGCCAGUUUCAAUGUGUGCUGAUGUCAUAUGGCAUGGGCAAUGCCUAGUAAGACUUCAAAUGAAGAGGGAUAUACAAACGCAAUAUAGUAUUUUGGCACACCAUAACUCCACAACCUUACAAUGUUAAUGUAUUUUUGUGUAAAAAAAAAAAAUACAUGCGUUCAUUUUGGCUACACCCCCCUCCCCCCCCCC
Carassius gibelio (silver crucian carp) is the source of this 6011-nucleotide messenger RNA. RefSeq lists its product as uncharacterized. Lineage: Eukaryota; Metazoa; Chordata; Actinopteri; Cypriniformes; Cyprinidae. The record is from RefSeq and is a predicted model, not a curated record. Bases 441 to 4412 code for a protein of 1323 amino acids. The transcript is spliced from 8 exons.